This is a messenger RNA of Sorghum bicolor (sorghum), 837 nucleotides long. RefSeq names its product peptidyl-prolyl cis-trans isomerase NIMA-interacting 4. The transcript has 4 exons. Gene Ontology annotation, biological process: rRNA processing. Gene Ontology annotation, molecular function: DNA binding; peptidyl-prolyl cis-trans isomerase activity. NCBI's taxonomy places the organism in Eukaryota, Viridiplantae, Streptophyta, Magnoliopsida, Poales, Poaceae. The record is from RefSeq and is a predicted model, not a curated record. The coding region runs from base 131 to 589 and encodes 152 amino acids.
AUGCUCUAUCUUCGUCGUCCUCCUCCCGUCGUCGUCGUCAGUCGUCGUAUCUGAGCCAAAUCUUACUUGGAAGUAGGGUUUUGGCCUGUCCAAUCCGAUCCACCCACCUUGUGCAGUUGCACUUGCAGCGAUGGGGAAGGACUCCAAGCCGAAGGACGCCAAGGGGAAGGACGCCAAGGGGAAGGGCAAGCAGGCGGCCGGCUCCUCCGGCGGUGACGACGGCGGCGGCAAGGGAGGCAAGGGCAAGGGCGGCAAGUCCGCUGACGGACUCGGCACCUGCACCUACGUCAAAGCUAGGCACGUAUUGUGUGAGAAGCAGGGAAAGAUCAAUGAAGCUUAUAAGAAGUUGCAGGAUGGAUGGCUGGACAAUGGGGACAAAGUCCCUCCUGCUGAGUUUGCUAAGGUAGCACAAGAGUAUUCUGAAUGCCCAUCAGGGAAGAAAGGUGGAGAUCUUGGUUGGUUUCCGCGUGGCAAGAUGGCUGGCCCUUUCCAGGAGGUUGCUUUCAACACACCUGUGGGAGCUUGUAGCGCACCAUUCAAGUCCACGCAUGGGUAUCACUUUAUCCUCUGCGAAGGAAGGAAGAACUGAUCCAGAAGUGUGAUUCAGGUUGGGGAGACUGCAUCAUCAUGCUGUAUUAUGCAAACUACUCGUCUUCUCUAAUAAGCGCUGGACAUGUGUACUUUGUGUUGGGCUAUUCGCAUCCCGGCCCUAAGGACUUGCCAAAACAAAAGAAUGUGUGUUUUGCUGUAAUUAACAUAUGAUACUGGUAAUCUGAUAUGGCAUACCUAUCCGGGUCGGUUAACAGGUGGGGUUUUAGCAUGUGCAUGCCAUUUAUG